GUAGGCAUUUUUCUGGCAAUCUUAGCAAUGGUGAAACAAAGAGAAGAAUACAGGAAUGAAGUUUUUCAAUUUAUUGCUUCGUGACAAUACACUGAGAACCACCUGGCCUCCAAGCACAGCCAGACCCCCGGAUCUCACCCAGUGGGAGUGAGAGCUCAGAGCUGGGACCAGCACUGGGAGAAGGCUCACCUGCAAGGAGAUUUCAGUUUUCAAGUUCAAAGACUGCCAAGAAAGUAAAUGAAGCUCAAGGACCCACCCCUGCUCUCUGGAUCCUGGAGCACAGCCUGCAGCCCGGUUCAGUCUGCGGCAGCCAGGCUGGCAGCGAAGACCAUGGCCCUCAUGCAGGUGUCAGAGGGGCCCAGUCCUGCGCAGACCUGUGCGCUGAUCCUGAUCUUCACGGUGCUCCUGCAGUCCUUCUGCGUGUCCGUGACAUACGUGUACUUCACCAAUGAGCUGAAACAGUUGAAGGAAAAGUAUUCCCGAAGUAGCAUUGCUUGUUUGCUCAAGGAAGAUGACGGCCUCUGGGAUCCAGAUGAUGGAGAAAGUAUGACCAACCCUUGCUGGGAAGUUAAGUGGCAACUCUAUCAGUUUAUUAAAAAGAUGCUUUUGAAGACCUAUGAGAAAACCUUCACAACAGAUCAAGAAAAUCAACAAAAUAUUUCUCGCUUAGUGAGAGAAGAAAGUUCUCAGAGAGUAGCAGCUCAUGUAACGGGGAACAGGUCAAGAAACAAAGUCAUAGCUCCAAGUUCCAAGAAUGAAAAGAUAAAUGGUUAUAAAAUAAACUUCUGGGAGCCAUCGAAAAUAGGGCAUUCAUUCAUGAACAAUUUUCAUCUAUUGGAUGGAGAAUUGGUUAUCCAUAAAACAGGACUUUAUUUCAUCUAUUCCCAGAUAUAUUUUCGAAUUCAGGAACCUGGGGAAAAGAAUGAAGCAAGAAGCAAACAAUUGGUUCAAUAUAUUUACAGAUAUACCAACUAUCCUGAUCCUAUACUGUUGACAAAAAAUGCAAGAACAAGCUGUUGGUCAAAAGAUUCAGAAUAUGGACUCUAUUCCAUUUAUCAAGGUGGAAUGUUUGAGCUUAAGGAAAAUGACAGAAUUUUUAUCUCUGUAACUAAUCAGCACUUAAUUGAUAAGAAUCAAGAAGCCAGUUAUUUUGGGGCCUUUUUAAUUGGUUAAAUUAUCUGCUCAAAAAAAUUGCUUUGAACAGUGGAAAUAGCUCCAAGAACAAAAGUGUGUGCGCUACAUGGAGGAAGCCCAGACUGAAUCCCUGACAUGUUAUGGUCCCCUGAAUUCCACCAUGAACAAAUCCCCAAUCCCCCAACUCAUGCAACACUGUACUGGAGUGAGUCCUGAGCACCAGUGGGUGUGAUUCCAAUGUCCAAAGUAAACCAAACCAACCAAUGCCUGCAAAGUGACUUUUUGCUCUUCAAGUUGAUAUAGUGUGAAAAUAUUCUAAUGUAUCUGUGAAAGUAAAGGUAGUUUUUAAAUAUCUUUGGGAAAAGACCAAUGCAUUUGAAGAAAGUGAAAUUGUCAAAAAGACACGUCAGUGCUCCUCCAGCAGAAACUUAGAAGAUUUUCUUACUGAGCACUGUGUAACAAUGUUAUGUCCUGUGGUUGGCAAGAUUCCUGAAGGAACAACAAGCCAUCACUGAAACAAGCCAUUGUUUAAGUAGUAUAUCAUAUUGGUUGUUUCCAGUUGGUCUCCAAAGACAGCUGUCCCAAAGCUGAAAGUCUUGGAGAAGGUCCUCUGUGAGGAUAUUCAAGCUACAAAAGGAAUUUGCAUUGUACAGAGUGUUGCAGGAGUUAUUGGACUUAGCAGAGAAAAAUAAUAGAAAAAAAUCAAAUAAUAGAAAAAAUCAUAAUAGAAAAAAAUCAAACACAUAAUAGAAAAAAUCAAAACAAAAACAAAUUAACAAGUUAUGUUCAGUGAAUAGAAAUAUGUUUCUAUUUCUGAAUGACUUUUCACUACCUGAACUUAAGUUGUCUAAAAGCACAGAUGAUGUUUUUGAAGAUGAGCUAUAACAAAUGAUCAGAAAUCAGAGAAUUUGUUCUCAUGUGAGCAGCAGGAUAUAUGGAAAAGUCGCAAUGACAAACAGGUAAACUAUGAGAACUGUAUCAAACAAAGACCCCACUCCACUUCCACACACACACAUCUCACCCUCCACCCAAGGUCUGCUUUGAGAUUUCCUGGUGUAUUUUUCCCCCCAGACAGUAAUGCUUCGUGUGUCAUAACCAUCACCCAGAACAUCUCAUUUUACCAUUUUAAAAAACUAGUUGGUGAAAAGAAUUUGUUGUAGUAUUUGUUGAAUUUCCUCUCUUAUCCCUAAACAUGGUUAUAAUUAUACUCAGUUGUUGUUUGCGCAAAUGUUCAUUUGGUCAAAUACGGUUUUUUUCUAAAAAAAUAACAUUAAAAUAUAAAUUUAUACCAUGAUAUAGUUACCUGAUGCUCCAGAUUCCUUGUCCUAUUUUUCCCCAUACCAGUAAACAAGUUCUUAUAUCCUAAAAAAAAAAAGAUUUAUUUGUUAAUCAAUUUUUUGAGUCUUGUCUCCUCUUACUAGAAUAUCAGCAAGGAACAUUUAAUCCUAUUUACACAUGUCUUUCCACUACUUAGAAAGAAUGUCUGAUGGCCAUUGCACAUGCCCUGUGCCCUCCAGUACCACAGACUGUGAUUCUGAGGCCCCCAGCACUACCAAGUGAAAGCAGCCCCUCAUUGCUGGGGCGUCAGGCCUGUACAACCUGGCUGAAAGGAAAAAUACCUGAACAUAAAAAUCACACAAAAUAGAUGUGUAAAUGGUUGAUUGAAUACCUAAUCCUAUGAGGGGAAAAAAGUCUACAUCAAAAAAAAAUCUUUGAAGAAUUUUAAAAGCAAUCUCAUUUUGAAAAAAUGGACUGUAAACCACAAUUUACAAUAUCAAGGAAAAGACUAAAGUGUGUGACGACAUGUCAUCCAGCGACUGAAGAAAAGAUUCAUUUUCAUCCAUAUUUUAUACUAAAUGUUUU
Messenger RNA from Sorex fumeus (smoky shrew), 2997 nucleotides. RefSeq names its product TNF superfamily member 10 (gene TNFSF10). Gene Ontology annotation, biological process: immune response. Lineage: Eukaryota; Metazoa; Chordata; Mammalia; Eulipotyphla; Soricidae. The coding region runs from base 238 to 1173 and encodes 311 amino acids. Gene Ontology annotation, molecular function: tumor necrosis factor receptor binding; CD40 receptor binding. The transcript has 7 exons. The record is from RefSeq and is a predicted model, not a curated record. Gene Ontology annotation, cellular component: membrane.